Messenger RNA from Strongyloides ratti, 5211 nucleotides. Its product is annotated as Glutamate receptor-interacting protein 1. The transcript is spliced from 9 exons. Bases 1 to 5211 code for a protein of 1736 amino acids. NCBI's taxonomy places the organism in Eukaryota, Metazoa, Nematoda, Chromadorea, Rhabditida, Strongyloididae. Gene Ontology annotation, biological process: neurotransmitter receptor transport, endosome to postsynaptic membrane. The record is from RefSeq and is a predicted model, not a curated record. Gene Ontology annotation, molecular function: protein binding.
AUGUCUUCAUCAACAUCCUUUUUUGAUUUUGAAUCAUCCUCAUCUGAAGAUGAAACUGUCACUUCACUCAAGGUUAAUAUUUCUAGAGAAGAUUCAAUAAAUAAUUUACCAAUAAAUGGAGGACAGGAAAAAGAAAAUACUUCUAUAGACAAUAAUGAUAACCUUAGUAAAAAUUCUUCAAUUCAUGAAAUACCACAAAUUGAUAAUAAAAUAGUAAAAACAAAUAUGUUUAAGAAAAAUUUUAUUGAGGAAAAAUUUAAUAAUCAGCUAUUAAAAUAUUUUAUUGAAAUGCCUAAUAUUACUACUACAACAACUACCACAACGACAACUUCUUCUAUUAAUAAUAAUAAGAAUACAAUAAUAUCAACAUAUGAAGGUAAAUCAAAAUCUACAAAUGUACUUUCAAUAUUAUCACAACCUGAUGAUAUAGAAAAGAUGGUUUUAUCAAAUAAUGAUAUAAUAAAAAAUAAUAAGAAAAAUUUGUCUAUUCCUCUUCUUCCUGGAAGUAAUGGUGAAUCAUUUAUUGAGGACUCUAUAAUUGAAAAAGAAUGUCAUUCUAAUAGUAGAAGAUUACAAAUUUAUAAUUGUUAUGAAAUUGCUAGUGCCAUGAAUUUAAAUGAUUAUAAUAAAAAGAAUGGUUUCCAUCUUCCAAUAGGAAGUAAUAAAAUUAAAGCUGAAGAAGUUAAAGAAUGUAAAAAGAAUGAAAAUAAGAAUAUUUAUUCAAAAUUAGACAAUAUUAUAAGUGGUUUCAAUAUGAAUAAAAUGCUAACACAAUCAUUAUUUCUCCCUACUUCUAAAGAUGGUUUUAGUUUAAAUGAUCUAACAGAAAAAAAUUUAUUACCAAAUAAAGAUUAUAUAAAAAAUCAAAAUAAUAUACAUAUUAAUUGUAAAAAAGGGGAAUAUUUUUUAAAAAAUAGUAGAUAUCUUGGUAAUCUUGAAAGGGCAGGUUUAACAUUAUGUCAGGAGAAGUAUAAUCCAAUAUAUUCUCCAUUUGUAUUUACAUCAACACAAGAUGAUACCUAUACAUUAUCACCUUUAAUUGAAUUGGAAAAACAAAUAAAAAUAUUGGAAAAUAAUUCAUUUAAUGGAUGUGUUGAAACUUUUAAUAAUUCAAAUGAUGACUUAUCAUUUUUCCCACCUACUUCCGGAACACAGGAGAUGCCAGGACCAACAUCCUAUCAUAGAGAUGGAACAAAAUUUUAUUCUUCUUUAACAAAUCUUGAAUUUUAUAAGAAUAAUAGUAACAAUAAUCAUUAUGAUGGUGAGAGAGGAAAUUUAAAUAAAAGAAAUCUUGGAAAUUCUUUAUCAGGAAGUUAUAUUGCCAAACUAACAAGAACUAGUGAUUUACAUUUAGGAUUAGGAAUUACAGGUGGUGCUGAUCGUGCAUUAUCACCAAUUAUUAGUUAUAUAAGACCUGGUUUUGUGGCACAUCGUUCUGACCAAUUAAGAGUUGGUGAAAAACUUUUAGCUGUUGAUGGAAAAGAAGUUAAUGAUUUAACACAUGGUGAAAUAUUAACACUUAUAAGAACUUGUGGUGAUACAAUUAUGUUAGAAAUAUCAUAUGAUUUAAAUGAUCCUAUUUUUGAAAGAAAUCCUAAUGCAUUAAAUAAAUGUACUGAAAUAUCAUUAACUAAAGAAAGUAAUAGUUUUGGUUUAACAUUACGUGGUGGUUCAUAUGGACCUGAUCCUAAGAAAGCUAGACCAAUUACAAUUGUUGCUGUUAGACCUGGAUCAUCAGCUCAUAUUCAUGGAAGAUUAUUUGUUCGUGAUAGAAUAUUAAGUGUUAAUGGUAUUGAUGUAUUUAGUUGUAAUUUACAUACUGCCUACAAAAUAUUACAGGAAUCUGGAGAUAAUGUGACAUUGACUAUUGAGUAUGAUGUUACUAUAUGUGAAUCACGUAAAUAUGCUACUGGACCAAUGUUUGUAGAUUUAAAUAAAAAUUCCUGUUGUGCCGACCUUGGAAUUAAACUUGCAAUUUGUACAGAAGAAGAAUAUGAACGGCAUAUUUAUGGAAAUACUUAUAGUAUUCUUAUGGCAAGUGAUAAAAAUUCCCCAUUAUCUCCUACAGUAAAAAAAAAAGGUACGAAAACUGAAAAUAACAACAAUUCAUCAUCAACUAGUUUAAAUUCAAUGAAACGAAAAUUAAUUUUUAUAAAAGAAAUAAUUCCUGCUUCUAUUGCAGAUAGGUCUGGUGCAUUGGAGGUUGGAGAUCGAAUUUUGGCUAUAGAUGAUAUUCAGUUAGAACAUACAACAUUAGCUGAAGCAGAACAAUUAUUAAAAGGGCAAGGAGAAACAAUAAGGAUAACUUUUAUUCCUAACCAUUUGUUACUUAAAAAUAAAAAAGAUACUAAAAGGAUGUUUACUAAAAAAAAAGAAAAUGACUAUUCUGAUAAUAAUAGUUUUCUAUUAAAAAGUAGACAUUCAUUUUAUCAACGUUCUGCUAAAUCAAAAAAGAAAAUGAAUAAUAAUAUUAAUGAAUUUCAAAAAAAUACUCUAACAACAUCUAUUCCAUCUAAUUCUUCUAUUAUUGGUGAAGCAAGAAUUGUUCCAAUAAAUAAUUUUGGUAAUUUAUCAUAUUCAUCAAAAGAUAUUUAUAAUGAAACAAAUAUUAAACCACAAUUAAAAUUUGUUUCAUCAAGUGAUUUGAUGGAAAAUAAUAAAAUGUAUCAUGGAAAUGGUAGAAUUUCAUUAAGAGAUUCUCAAGCACAAAUAAAUAAUAGUACUAGUAGAGCUAAAUCAUUCGAUAGAUCAUAUUUAAUAACUAAUCCAUCAUUAUAUGAUCAAUCAUAUAAUAAUAAUAAUAAUAAUUUUAAAGCAACAAAAUUAUCAAUAAAUAAUAGAAUAGCUGGUAUAGCAACAGUUAGUUCAAUAAAUGGAUGUUUUUCUGGUAUACCAACAACAAAAGUAUGUCACGUAGAAACACAAAAAGUAACAUUAAUAGCACCACUUGCUUCAACAGCUUUAUAUAAAGGUUAUGGUAUAUCAUUACAUAAAUAUGAUAUGGAGACAUCUUUUACUGAUGAUCAAACAGGAAUUGGUGAACAUUUAGGUGCUAUAUAUAUAUCAAAUAUUGAAAAAAAUUCACCUGCUGAUAAAUGUGAACGUCUACAAAUAGGUGAUAGAGUUUUAGCAAUAAAUGAUUGGUAUACUAUGAAUGGAACAAUUGAAGAAGCAAAUCAUAUUAUUAAAAAUACUAAAGGUUCAAUUACAUUAUUAGUUGAAUUUGAUGUUAUUGAAUCUCCAUUAUCAUUAUCAGGAAUGUUAUCAGUUAAAUUAACUAAAAGAGGUAAUGGUGUUGGUAUUAUAUGUAAAACAAGAGAUGAAUAUGAUGGAAAAAAAGGUGAACCACUCAUUGUUGAUGAUAUAGUUCAAGGAUCUCCAGCAUAUAGAUGUGGUUCUAUACAUAUUGGUGAUAGAAUUGUAUCAAUUGAUGAUAUACCAUUAAGUACAUGUACUGUUUCUGAAGGUAUACGUCUUUUACAUAGAUGUGGUGAUGUUAUACAUUUAUUAAUACAAAAAAAUCAUCAUAUUAAUGAUAAACAAAAGCAAGAAAAUAAUUGUAGAUAUAUUUAUGAUAUUGCAUUAAAUAGAAGAGGUAAUCCACUUGGUAUAACAAUUGCUAGUAAUGGAGAAACUGGUGAACCAAUUGUUAUAACACAAAUUGCAAGAGGUGGUGUUGCUGAAGUUACAAAUACAUUACAUCCUGGUGAUCAAAUAAUAGCUAUAAAUGGAGAAUCUGUUGAAGGUAUGAAUGUACGUAAUGCAAUGAGAAUAUUACAAUUAUCAAAAGAAACAGUUCACUUAAGAAUUGUUAGUAAGCAUCCAAAACAUGCUGUUAACGUUCAACUUGUUGAUAAACAGAAUUUUAAUUAUUCUAAUAAUAAUAAUAAUAAUAAUAAUAAUUGUGUUAUAUCUUCAUUAUCUGGAGGAGAAGAUCCUACUUCACUUAUGUAUACAUCAUUACCACCAACAUCAUUAUCUAACUAUACUAAUUAUUUAAGUAAUUCACAAGGAGGGACAUCUCAUAAUGAUACUGGUAGUGAAAGAAGUGAUAAAGUUGGUACACCAAUACAAAGUAUAGAUUCAGCAGUUGAAAGUCUUGAUGACAGUCCAGAUAGUAAUGGAAAAAGAGUUAAUAAUACUAAUUAUUCUUCACAGCAUCAUAAUGAUAAUGGUUAUACAUCAAAUAAACUACAACUUCAAUCUUUGUCAUCUGUUCUUAAUAAUUCAACAGUUGUUAAUAAUAAAAAAGAUACAAUUGAAUAUGAUGGUAGUCAAAUUCCACCAAUGUUAAAUUUAGAUGCUAAAAGGCAAAGUUCAUAUAUGAGAAAAUUAUACAAUACAAAUGAGGAUAUAAUAAUAAAAACACCAAUAUCAUUACCCGAUAAUACACCAAAAAAAGAAUGUUGUAAUUGUAGUGAGAAAAAAAAGAAUACACAAAAGGCAGAUAAAAAUAAUCCUUAUUGGAUGGAUAUAUUAGAAGCUCUUGAGACAUCUGGUGAAGAAGAAAUGUUAAAAAAAUUAGAAGAAACAAUAUUAUCAGGAAAUAUUGAUGAACCUGAUAAAAAUUAUCAAAAUAAUAUAUAUGUGGCAAAGCAAAAUACAAAUUGUAUAACUACAAAUAAUUCUAUUACUUCAAUAAAUCAACCCAUAGGAAUAUUAAAAAAACCUCAUAUUAAACGUGAUAAUAAUACUAGUAAUUAUGGGAUAACUACAACUUAUUCAUCACAACAUUCUCCAUCUUCUUCUUCUAAUAAUUCACAUGAAAAAACACCAAUACCUAAUUUAGGAUUAGUUAAUUUAUGUGAUGAAAUUUCAUGUUAUAGCAAACAACAAGAUACCUCAAAAAAUUUAGUUUUUAAAAGUUCAGAACUUGUUCAAACAACUAUUCACAAUAUACGUUUAGAAAGAGAUCCAAUAUCAAAUAGUUUUGGAUUUUCUGUUAGUGAUGGUGUUGGUGAAAAUCCUGGUAUUUUUGUUAGUCAAAUAAAAAAAGGAUCUCCUGCUGAUGCUCCAGGUGCUUUAAAACCAUUUGACAAAAUAAUUAAAAUUAAUAAUUCACAUGUUGGGUAUCUUGACUGUGAUUUAGCAUUACCACUCUUAGCCAUGGAAGUUUUGGAGUUAGUUAUUCAAAGAGAUACACCUGUUGAACAUUGUGAUGAUGAAUCAUGUAAAUCACCUAUUAGUUGUAUCAAAGAUUCAUCUGUCUAA